AUGGAUCAAAAUGGCUCUAAUAGAUUUGAGUUUACCCCUAUCGGGUAUUUGAAAGAGAAGCAAAACGGUGGUGAAAUACCAACAAAGAGAGGUAAUGAGACAAUUAACAAUGGUGAUGGGAAUGACACUUUGAAAAAGGUACGGAGAACAAGUAUGGAUAACUCGCUGGACUCUAUGAGAAUGUUUAAUGACACAUCUCAAUUUGAUGAUACACUGCCACAAUUGAACACUCAACAUAUGAACAGGGCCGUGAGAAACAAGAGAAACUUGAUGGACGAAUUAAAAGAAAAUGCCCAGACAUCAAACCCACUUAAGGAGCAGCAGGAAAAAAUGCAUAAAUUGACUACUGAUAAUUAUAAUUUGAGACUAAAAUGUAAUUCAUUACUGAAAUUUCUGAAUAAUGUGACCGAUGAGGGUGAAUUGAAGAAAAGUUUAAACUUGCUGGACGAGGUUCAAGACUGGAAAGAAAAAUACAACAAUUUAGAGGAUGAAUUUACGGAAUUGAAAAAAAAAUAUGAUGAGCUAGAUAUCAAAACUAGUGAAAUUGCCCAAAAUGAUUCCGACAUUAAUGGCAGUAAUAAGCAAAGUACGCUUGAACAAAAAGUUAAAUUGCAAAAAACUGAAGCCGAACUGAAGCAAUUUCAAGCACAAGUUAAAAGACUUGAGAAACUUCAUAUGGAUUCAAAUGAUACAAACCUUUUGGAGAGUCAAAAAUACAAGUACCAAGUUGAUUUGUUAAAAUCCGAUCUCAAUAAACUAAAUCUGAAACUGCAUGAAAAGGAAAAAGACUUUGAAGAACAAGAACAAAGACUCUAUCGACUAACAAAUCAAUUACAGGAAUUUGAUCACAAGGGUGGCGAAUCUUUGUUGAGAUUGGAAAGUGAAUUAGAGAUGAAAAAUACUUCAAUUAAAAACCUUGAAAAGGAAUUGGUCAGUUUAACUCAUGGUCGUCAAAGUUUAGAAGCCGAAGUGAGAGCGCUUGAGAAAAACUAUGAUGAAUUGCAAGAAAAGUAUGCGAACUAUCAAAAGGAAUACGACAGUGACGUUAUCUUGGCGAAGAAUGACAAAAUACGAAGCUUGAGUCAAGAUAAAAUUGAGUUGAGUAAUUCAAUAAAAAAACUCAAUGAAGAUCAUGAGCUACUGAAAUCAAAAAUGCAGAAUGUGGGCAAUGAUAAACUCACAAUAUCAAAUCUUGAAGAGGAGCUGAAGCAGACGAAAAGGAAAAUGGAUGACGCUGUAAUACUUACAAAAAAACUGCAAAACCAAAUAAUAGAUAACACCACAAAAAAUACAGAAAAAAGUUCUCAGAGGGUAAGGGAAAAGGACUUAGAAAUAGAGACACUCAAAAGAAAGAUUGAAAUGCACGAAGAGGAAUACGAAAAGAACAUUCAAGUCAAGAUACGAAAGCUUGAAAAGGAAAAUGAUCUCUCAAAGGAUCAGUUAAAUAGACAAAUUUUGUUGCUACAAGAGGAAGCUGGUUCGAUAAGAGAAUCGUAUGAAAGGGAAUUGAUGAUUUGGAAAGAUAAGUGCAAUUCUUUGAGUAAGGAAAAUAGCAAGAUUCAGGAACAAGGACAAGACAGCUUGAAAGAUUUAAAACGAGAGCUGAAUUCCAAAAAUAGUGAAAUGGAACGUCUCAACAAUCUCAUUGCUCGUUCAAAAGAAGAACAGUUAGAAGUCAAUAGAACGAUAUCCCGUCUACAAAACUCAAAAGACUCAUAUAAAGAGGAAUUGAAGAAGAUUGGCACAAAAUUUGAAUAUCUAUCAAAGGAAUACGUAAAGUUAAAGGAAAAAGAAUCCAAUAUGCCUUACAGGGAUAAAGGUGAGAAUCAAGUUUUGAAGGAAAAGUAUAACACCAUGAAACAAAGAUUAUUGGAAGAAUUGAAAUCUUUGCAAGAUGAAAAUUUGUCAUUAGAGAGACGGUUACUUGACAGAAGUAGUCGUUCUCAAGAUAAUAAUAUUCCUUUGAAGACAAAUACUAUUAAUCAGGAUCAAAUUGAUUAUUACAGGUUAAAAUAUAACACAGAAGUGAGGCAAAAUAACGAUUUACGGAUAAUGAACGAGUAUCUGAAUCGUGUUCUCAGGGCAAGCUCUCAACAUGUUAGGCUAGACCUUCUUAAGAUCCGAAACGAAGUCAAAGCUCCCAUUCCUUCUGUUUUCAGAUCUGAAUUUCAAAACCCACUCGAGCCCUUCCAUAGACGGCGUCAUCUAAGAUUUGAUACCGUGGCAUUAUUUGUCCUUUCCUGUGUACGAAUGAAGCAUGCGGCUAUACGGCGUAAAUGGGAUGAACAGAGGCUCAAAUAUCUUCAAAGAAAGAUUACUAUUGACGACGGUCGCAUAAGCUGGUAG
Molecule: messenger RNA, 2346 nt
Organism: Zygotorulaspora mrakii
Lineage: Eukaryota; Fungi; Ascomycota; Saccharomycetes; Saccharomycetales; Saccharomycetaceae
Gene: SPC110
Product: Spc110p
Exons: 1
Coding region: 1-2346 (781 amino acids)
Source: RefSeq, a predicted model, not a curated record